Molecule: messenger RNA, 990 nt
Organism: Humulus lupulus (European hop)
Lineage: Eukaryota; Viridiplantae; Streptophyta; Magnoliopsida; Rosales; Cannabaceae
Exons: 1
Coding region: 1-990 (329 amino acids)
Source: RefSeq, a predicted model, not a curated record
AUGAGUCAGCCCCAAGGCUUCGACGACAAGAACAGACUUUUCGUGUGCAAACUAACCAAGUCGUUGUAUGGACUAAGGCAAGCCCCAAGAGCAUGGUUUGAUCGACUAAGAGCAACAUUACUAAGCUGGAAGUUCAAAAAUUCGAGGGCAGAUUCAUCACUAUUCUUCCAUAAAGCACCUGGUCUAAUUAUUAUGGUUCUAAUUUACGUGGAUGACAUGAUUGUGACUGGAAACAACAAGGAAAAAUUGCAACAAUUUGAUGCAAAAUUAAACAGCGAGUUCGCUCUAAAAGACUUAGGACCUCUAAUUUUUUUUCUGGGAAUUGAAAUGCAUAGAGAUGAUACAGGCCUAUACCUCAAUCAAUCUAAGCAUAUCAAAGAAUUGCUCUCUCGAACUGAAAUGCAGCACCUGAAAUCUUGCUCGACGCCUAUGACAGCUGGAAAAGUGCUAUCAAAAAUUGAUGGUGAGCCAUUAAGUAAUCCCACAACAUAUCGGAGUAUAAUCAGAGGCUUGCAAUACUUGACACACACCAGACCAGACCUAAGUUUUACAGUAAAUAAGCUCAGCCAGUUUCUUCAAGCCCCAACAGCAGCUCAUUGGAAUGCCAUGAAAAGAGUCCUUAAAUACUUAAAAGGAUUAAUGUAUCAUGGACUACACAUUAAAUAUACACAUAGGCUCAACAUUGUUGGUUUUUCGGAUGCUGAUUGGGCUUGUUGUCCCGAUGAUAGGACAAGUGUAGCAGGCUACUAUGUGUACUUAGGAGACACAUUGGUCUCUUGGUCAUCUAAGAAACAAGCAGUGGUCUCACGGUCGAGUACUGAAUCGGAAUAUAGAGCUCUUGCUCAUGUAGCAGCAGAGAUAUCCUGGAUUCAAUCAUUGUUAAAGGAAUUUGAACUUCCAUUGGUCAGUACACCAGUAACAUGGUGCGACAACAUGGGAGCUAGUGCACUUGUUCAAAUCCUGUGUAUCAUGCUCAGACUAAGCAUAUAG